AUGAUUGGAUCUAAUCCAUCACCCACAUCAUCCACAGCUGCCAUGCCACACAAGAACAGUCUUGGUAGUAGUACAUAUACAUCAUCAUCAGAGGGUGAGAAUGAGGAGGAUGUCCCAUUGACCACCCCAUCUCCAACUUCCACUCAUACUCCCACUCCAACUCACUCACCCUCAACACCAUACCCAUCUUCAAAGUCAAAAGAGCAAUCAGAGUCAGAAUCUGAGGAGGAGGAGGAAGAAGAAUUAGUAACAGGAUUAAGUUUCCAAAGUGAUAUGGAGUCAUUCCCAUGGGAAGAAUACCGGUCUGCAGCACGUUCCGGUAGCUCAGACAACACAGACCGUUACUCACAGAUGCUCAUCUCUCGAUUGGUGCCAUACCUGGUUGAACCACCUUUAGAGCCAAUCAAUGAAAAGUGCCAUCCAAAGCCACUCCCAAGUGACAACGACAUCACUGACAAGUACUGUACCUACUAUCCAGAGGUGUUUAGUGGCAAGAGAAACAAGACAGCUCGAGUAGGCCACAUGGUGCAAUUUGGGUUCGACGUUGAUAUCCUCGAGAUCCAUCUCAAUGAAUUGUACGAUGUCGUCGACUACUUUUUCAUCAUCGAGUCGACACGUACCCACUACCACAAGAUCAAGAAACCACUCAUGUGGGAGCAAGUCAAGUUCCAAGACCGUUUCAUCAAGUUCCACGACAAGAUUGUUCAUUUUAUCCUAGACGAUGCCGAUGAGAGAGUUGCCAACGAUAUGUUUAGUGCAGAGACCCAUCAAGAGAUCCGUCGUUGGCAAAAGUUUGUCGAUUGGAACAACAACAAGGGCAACCUGUUCCAAGACGACGACAUUAUCGGGUUUGGCGAUACCGACGAAAUCAGUCGUCGUGAGAAUAUCCAUCAACUCAAGCAUUGCCAAUUAAAGCCAAAUGUUGGUAUUGUCGAUAUUGGUAUUUGGUUCCCAUUCGGUCCAAUCAACCAAGCUUUCAGACCUGAUUGGGCAGUCCCAUACAAUCCAUAUACACUAGGGGAUCCCUCCUACUUUACAGUUGGUGCAGCCAAGAAUCGUCCAAGUAACAACCAUCCAACCAGAAAUCGUGGACAAUCAGGACACUUUAUGUUGGGUGGUAUGCAUAUGUCUCAUUAUGGUUAUUUACCUUUCCAAAUGGUAAAAGUAUUAUCAUGUUCAGAAUGUGGAGUUAAAUCAGAGAGUCAAGUAACAGUAUUUUCAAAUGAUCUUUCAAAAUCAAAUUAUCGAGUCAAAGAGUUGGAAUCGAGACUUAUACAAACUCCAGCCAAUGACAGACCAAGAGUUGUCCCUCUUGAUACAAUGGAUGCUCAUUUUAAGAAUGAUGUUGCUAUCCUCCCAUGGUUUUAUGAUUGUAAUCGUAAUCGUUAUCCAGUUUGGGAAUCAAAGCAUGAUACUAGAUUGGAGAUUGAUCAUCCAAUCAAAGUAACAAUAACUAUUACUGUUACUGCUACUACUACUGCUACUAGAAGUACAAAAAAUAUAUAUAGUUAA
Cavenderia fasciculata is the source of this 1512-nucleotide messenger RNA. RefSeq names its product putative beta-1,4-mannosyl-glycoprotein beta-1,4-N-acetylglucosaminyltransferase (gene gnt7). Gene Ontology annotation, molecular function: beta-1,4-mannosylglycoprotein 4-beta-N-acetylglucosaminyltransferase activity. Bases 1 to 1512 code for a protein of 503 amino acids. The transcript is spliced from 4 exons. NCBI's taxonomy places the organism in Eukaryota, Evosea, Eumycetozoa, Acytosteliales, Cavenderiaceae. Gene Ontology annotation, biological process: protein N-linked glycosylation; N-acetylglucosamine metabolic process. The record is from RefSeq and is a predicted model, not a curated record. Gene Ontology annotation, cellular component: membrane.